AUGGCCCACCACUACCCCGACGACGCCCCGCCGUACGCCUACACCCCGCGCUCCGCCCCCUACGGCCUGGCGCCCCCGCCGCACGCCUACCACCACCACCAGCCCUACGCCCACCCGCUGCUCUCGCCCUACACCCAGCACCAGCACCAGCACCACCAGCCCUCCGUCGAGCCCGCCCUGUACCCGCCCUCGCCCACGCCCGCCGCCGCCCUCGCCGCCGCCGCCUACCCGUACCCCACCGCCGCCGCCUACGCCCCCACGCCCACCGCUGCCGCCGCCGCCGCCGCCGCCGCCCGCCCCGCGCGCUUCCACUUCCACGACUCGCUGCGCGCCGUCGACAUCGAGAGCCAGGAGUCGUUCAACGAGCACUCCAUGCUGUCCGAGCCCGUCAUGCCGCCGCUCGACGGCUUCCCCGACGUGCGCGAGUUCGACCAGCUGAUGAAGAGCUACGUCGACGACCUCUCCGUCAAGAAGCAGGACAAGGCCCUGAUCCACUCGCGCCGCGCCCGCAACAUCCGGACCGUGCUGCUCGACCCCAAGGACACCGCCAUCGAGUCCGCCCAGUUCAGGUUCUGGGUCAAGAAGAUGUUCAAGCUCGAUCCCAACGACGGGCGCACGAUCGAGACGAAGCGCAUGAUCUGCCACGAAGGAAAGCCCGUGGCCAUCCGCGAGAAGCUGUUCAAGAUCCUGACGCGCGCCCACCAGCAGUGCCAGCACGGCGGCCGCGACAAGACCUCCGCGCAGGUGCGCCGCAUCUACUCGUGGGUGCCCAAGGAGCUGAUCUCGCGCUUCGUCAAGAUCUGCCCGACCUGCCAAGUGCGCCGCGGCGGGUCGCGUCUGACGCCGCCCAACUCGUGCCGCACGUCGCCCAAGCUCGAGCUGCUGGCCCACCACCAGCACCAGCACCAGCACGCCGCCGUUGCCGCGCCCGCCUCGCUGCUCUCGCCACCCGACUCGCGCCGCGAAUCCAUCAUCAGCCGCCCCGGCGUGCCGUACUCACGCGCCGAGCUACCCCAGCCUCCCAGCAUGAGCUCCUGGGCCGCCGCGGCCGCCGCCGUCGACCCCAACAACCAUCACACCAGCCCCACCACCACCACAGCUACCACGACCGCCCAACAACAGUACCACGGCCACUACACCACCAUGCCUGCUGCCGCUGCCGCCACCGCGCCGGCUUGGGCCGCGUCGCUUCCGAGAUCCAUGUCCGCCACAAUGCAUGCCGGCACUAGUUCCAGCACCACGACCACCACCACCACGGCCGCCCCCAACAUCAGCAGCAGUAGCAGUAGCGGCGGCGGCCAUGGGUCCUUGGGCUUACCUUCGCAUCAUCUCGAGUACGAUUCCUACGACGAGUCGCACACGCUGCCGGGGCCGCAUUAUUAA
Ophidiomyces ophidiicola is the source of this 1383-nucleotide messenger RNA. RefSeq lists its product as uncharacterized. The transcript is spliced from 5 exons. Lineage: Eukaryota; Fungi; Ascomycota; Eurotiomycetes; Onygenales; Onygenaceae. The record is from RefSeq and is a predicted model, not a curated record. The coding region runs from base 1 to 1383 and encodes 460 amino acids.